AGGAGGAGGAGGAGGGUAGUUGCCCUCCUCUGCGGCACGCACCAGUAACCGCCCGGGCUGGGGGCGGGGAGCAGCGGUAGCCCCGCCACCCCUCCGCGCCCGGCAUGGGAGAGCGGGGCUCUGCGGAGCGCCCCAUCGGACCUGCAUCGUCGGUGAGAAGCCAGUCUCAGAUGAGGAGGCCGAGGCUUCCAUAGAGACACAGAGGACGCUGGUGCUGAGCGGAGCCUGCGGGACGGAGUCCAGACAUGCCCUUCACCGAACGCGCUUACUACCCACCUGCGGCUGGGGGCGCGGGGACCGGCGCAGGGCCGGCGCCGUUUCCCGCCUUCCAGUUCCGCGGCCGCCAUGAGAGCCCGGACUGGCAUCGGCUGAGCUCCAUAGACGUGGAGCGGGUGUCGCGGGAUGGGGAUGUGGCGGCUCUGCAGGAGCACCUGGAGCACGUAACUUUCUGCAGCGCCGAGCGGGAGCGCUGCCCCCACUGCCAGGGCCCCGCCGACUCGCUGCUGCUCAAGCUGCUGCGCCUGGCCCAGCUCUGCACCGAAUACCUGCUGCACUCCCAGGAAUAUCUCAGCGCCCAGCUCCGCAGCCUGGAGGAGGCUCUGCGAGCGGCCCAGGCCCAGCGCGACCAGCUGGAUAGGGAGUUGACCCAUCGCUGCCAGGAGAUGAAAGCGCUUAAGGAGGAGUGCCGGCGGAGGAAGAAGAUGAUCGUCACCCAGCAGAUGAUGCUGGAGGCCAGAGCCAGCUACCACCAGUGUCAGUUUUGUGAAAAGGCUUUUGUGAACUAUUCUUUCUUACAAAGUCACAUGCAAAGGCGUCAUCUGGAGGAAUCUCAGAUUGAACAAAUGAGGAAAGCAAAGACAGACAAACUGCAGGAUGAGAUUGAUAAACUGAAAGAGCAGUUACAGCUCACCAGAUCCCAGUUGGAGACUGAACAGCAGGCUUAUACAGUCCAGUUUUCUAAGCAAUGUGAACAGCAAAAAUCAAAAGAGGAAGAAAUUCUACAGUCAUUUCAUAAAUGGAAAGAGGAGGAGAAAGACAAAUUGGCUGAUGAAAUAGAAAAGGUGAAAGAUAUGUUUAUGAAAGAGCUUAAGGAAUUGUCUUCAAGAAAUUCAACAUUAGAAAAUCAACUGUUAGAAUUACAAAAGUCCAAUAUGCAACAAAAAUCCAAUUUAGGGACACUGACAGACAGCCAAGAAUUUACAGAAGAGAAACCUCAGAGUUCUCAGGAUUAUCAUAACAUGGUUAAAGCUCUUGAAAAACAGGAAAAUAAGUGGACAUCUAGAAUGAAGGCCUUUUCUAAUGCACAUGAGAAAGAAAAGUUUGAGCUGCAGUCACAAAUUCAGAAGCUUAAAUCAUCAAGAGAAGAUCUGAACAAAAAAGUAGGCUUUUACAAGAGGAGAACAGAAGAAUUAAGGCAGAAGCUUCAAGAGCAGAGUGAUCUGAAUAUUACUCUGAAGAAGCAGGUUGAAUUGUCCACAAGAUCAGUUACAAGCAUUAAUCCUUAUGAUGUGAACACUGCUGUAGAGCAUCUUGGAGAAUCUAAACCAAGUCUGCCAGUGAUGCAUGAGCAGGCACCCUUGGUGCAUAUGCUGGAGCCCAUAGAGGAGCUUUCAGAAGAGGAAAAAGAAAUUGAGAAAAGUGAUCAUAAAGCAGGUAGAAGCAGCCACUACCUAAUAAAUGCUUUGAAGACUUGCCCUUCGUUAACUAAAGAAUUACGAGUUAUUUUGGAGCAAACCCUGGAGGAGAAGCUGAAAAACUUGGGAAUUAAACCAGGCGUUCGUGGUAUCCCAAACGAUCACUUAAAUCAAAUCCUGCAUGCUGUUGAAUCUGCCAGAGAGAGCAAACAGAGGCAGGAGCCUGAAAUCCACCGCAUUCGAGAGUACCUUGAACGCCAAGUUAGCUUUAGGCUUGAAGAGAAAUCAUCAUCUUGUAACAGACCCAUUUCCUGGCUGCAGCUUCCUUCACAAGAUAAGCAGAAGUUCAGUCAGUUAGGAAUUUCCUCAUCUGCCUUGCCACGGUCUUCAACAGCUGUUCGCCCAGCUGAGCAAAGAGCAGCCAUCACUGAGACUAUGUCUACACCAAAAUCCAAGAAGCUUCCUGAAAAUGAACAUUCCAGAAAGACAUCUAGUACCACAACUCCACCGUUCAGCUCAGAGGAAGAAACAGAGGAAGAUGAUACUAAACAGUCUUACACAUCACCAGAAUUGCCACAAAAGCAGCCAAAACCAUCAGGCAACAAAGUCAGUGCUGUUCAGAAGACUUCUAACAAAAACAGUGUGGGUGGGAAGGAGGAAUGCGAAACCAAGGAAACUGGAACAACUGCUAGAACUUCAAAAGGAACAGUUAUUCAAAAACUGACUGAACAAGUUGGAAAGAGUCUUUCUAACCGUGGAACUAUGAACAAACCACCUGGAGGAAUUCCUGUUGCACAGGCAUUUAUCAAGAAAGAAGAGGUGAAAGAGCUGAAGUUCACAGAUGCUGAUGAAGAUGAUUGGGAUAUAUCAUCAAUAGAAGAAGACUUAUUGAUGAAAGAUGAGAGAGGUCAGAAGGCAUUGACAGUUCCGAGAAAUGAGUCAAAUGCUGCAUCUGUGGUACAUGCAUGGGGUCUUCCAAAGACAAGUGUACCAAGGGAGGAAGGCCUUCAUGAAGCUGAUAAUACAAGCACGUUAAAAAGCAGUUUAGUGACUGUAACAGAGUGGAGUGAUUCUUCAGAUGUGUAAUUGUUGCAUUCCCGGUGAGAGGCAUAGGUUCUGUUGGGGUUGGAAAUGUAGCUGGAAACAUCAAGUGUUUCCUGUUCUUUCCUUCUCUCAGUCAUACAGUAACAAAGAAUCCUGUUUGCAAAGUUUGUGUCUUCCAGUGUGGUCUUUGAAACAAGAAUAUUCAUACACUCAUUACUGGCCAUGUCCACUUAGAAACUGAGAAUUAGUUUUUUCUUGCUCAUGAAUUAAGUGAUGAAAUUCUCUUUGAUUUCUCUGAGGUGAAGAUUUUUUUGCCUCUAAGUGUUUACAUAUAAGAUUGAAACUUGUCUUGUAAAAACAAAAAGCCUCUUAGCCAAUGAACAGAAUUUACUGAGGAGCAUUACUUUGUAUUUUUUUCUUUAAAUCAUAUUUUCUUGUAUUUUAUCACAAACUUUCUAUAAAAUUGUGAACAAUUUAAAGAAAAUACUUCCAUAACUCAAAAUGUUAUGUUUCUAACACAGUUUACAAUAAACUCCAAAUGAAAAGAAAUACCU
Pogoniulus pusillus (Red-fronted tinkerbird) is the source of this 3232-nucleotide messenger RNA. It is a transcript of the gene DZIP1, whose product is annotated as DAZ interacting zinc finger protein 1. The transcript has 20 exons. Gene Ontology annotation, biological process: cilium assembly. Gene Ontology annotation, cellular component: cytoplasm; ciliary basal body. Lineage: Eukaryota; Metazoa; Chordata; Aves; Piciformes; Lybiidae. Bases 246 to 2720 code for a protein of 824 amino acids. The record is from RefSeq and is a predicted model, not a curated record.